Cordyceps militaris CM01 is the source of this 1362-nucleotide messenger RNA. RefSeq names its product Zinc finger domain-containing protein, C2H2-like protein. NCBI's taxonomy places the organism in Eukaryota, Fungi, Ascomycota, Sordariomycetes, Hypocreales, Cordycipitaceae. The coding region runs from base 1 to 1362 and encodes 453 amino acids. The record is from RefSeq and is a predicted model, not a curated record. The transcript has a single exon.
AUGACCGCCGUACAAAAGCACCAGUCACGACAGCAAGCAGUUUCUUUGUGUCUCGAAUCGACUGCAUACCGAAAAAGUCCGUCAACUUCCUCCUCUCUAUCCCACUAUCACGAACAUUCGAAUUCCAAAUUCCAUCCAACAUCAAGUGCCGUUCUGGGAUCUCAACCGAGUGGCUACAGCCAGGAACGAGUCCCACGAGCAUUCCUUUCUUCUAAAAACGAGGCUAUGAGUGCCCCUCUGACGGGAAACAACCAACUUCCAGCUAUUCAGCCAAAUACUGGUUUUAUGAGGCACUCAAAUCACCGGCAGACUGUUACCACUUCGCACGGCGCCACAUUCUCUGGGGUGGGCAGACGAACUCCGCCUGCACCUCUUGAGGGCAGGCAUCGUCAUGGGUCAACUAGUUCUGGGGAUCCAAGUCUGCAGUAUCUGGCAGUAGAUGCUCUACAAGCCGUACGGCCGCCUCGAGAGCGGAAUAUGUCAUUACCGCAGCUCACCAACGACAUUUCCAUCUCUACGCGCAAGCUAUCCUUGAGGGACGACCACUUGCCAAGCUUGUCCACUCUCUCGCGAGGCGCUUCCGCCGUAAAGUUUAGCAUCAAGUCCGAAACUCGGUCGCCUCCGCCCCUACUCACGCCUGCGAGCGGAGAGUUACCUCCCUUGCAAAUGGAUUCAGCUAGGCCGGAGAAACUAGGCCAAAGCUUGCCGUCUAUCCGGUCAACGUUUGGCGACAUCAACAGAAUCCCGCCUAUCGAGAAGGAUACUCCUAUAUCACCUCAUCAAAUUCCGAAAUGCCCGGCCUCACCACCAGGUGCCACCCCCCGACUCCCUCCAAUAUCAGCAACUCACACCUCGCCGCCCAUUUCACCCAACGACACAUACCACAGAAAUCUGCCGUCGCCACACUCCAUCACAUCGUCGGGCGGAUCGUAUGGGUAUCCGCCUGCAUCCUUACACCGUAGCUCCAGCUAUGAUAUCUCUCGAGCGGGCUCUGAUGCAGACACGGCCCAUUCUCCCUCGACACAGUCGCACAUGAGCAUUGACGGCAUUGCAAGCGGCCCGAUUGGCUGCUAUGUCUGCACUUUUGAUGGUUGCGGUGCACAUCCAUUUCAGACACAAUAUUUACUAAAUUCGCAUGCCAACGUGCACUCUUCUGCUCGACCGCAUUACUGUCCGGUCCAGGGCUGCCCGAGAAGUGAAGGCGGAAAGGGGUUCAAGCGCAAAAAUGAAAUGAUUCGGCACGGUCUAGUGCAUGAUUCUCCAGGAUACGUUUGCCCAUUUUGUCCCGAUCGCGAGCAUAAAUAUCCGCGUCCAGAUAACCUGCAACGGUAUGUCUACUCUCGUUUCCAUCUCCUACUAUAG